AGUCUAUAAAGUUCAUCGGUCUGUUGUUCUGAAACGUCAUCAUCAUGCAGUCGGUUGUAAUUCCUGCUGUUUCUGUCCUGAUUUAUCUGCUGAUGCUUCAGUGUCAAGCCUUCAUCAUCAGAGAAGUUCUAGUGAAAGACUCUGUGACGUUCCCGUGUUCCUGCACUGGAAACUGUCCGGUGGUUCAGUGGAGUCGCUUCAUUCCCAGUUACACCAUUGUGUCUGAAUGGAAGUGUUCCAGAGGACAGAAUUUACAGAAAAGAUUUGAAAUAUCAGGAGAUACCAGCAGAGGAGAUUUCUCCCUGAUGAUCAUCUCAGUAGCCUACAAUGAUGGCGGCUCCUACAGGUGCAGCUGUAAUGGAGAAACAGUUAGUGAAGUGAAGAUGAAGGUUCUGGUGGCGACAGUUGUAAAGGUUCAGAAGAAGCAGAAUGUCACCCUCCCGUGCUACGGAGACACUCGGAGACAAGAUGUUAAAGAUGUACAGUGGAAGAAGGAUGGAGGAAAGGUUGUGCUGUACACUCAUGCAAACAGAUCAGUGACUACUGAUGAAGCAGGAAGCAGAUUUAUGAUGUCAGUAGAAGACUUUCUGGAUGGUGAUCUCUCUCUCCACAUCAGUUCAGUUCACCUGUCUGAUGCAGGAGAAUAUCGGUGUCUCCUCCAUGAUGAAUCUCAGGAUGGAGAACCAUCAACUGUUGUGCUGGAGGUAGAAGGUAAGUUUUUCUCUGGUAGAGUCUUGGUCAUUUCAACUACUCUUAGUCAUGUGAAUUCUGAACACCAGCAGGUAGCGCUAAUGAAUUAUAAUUAAUUAAUGGAGGCAUCUCCACUCGACAGAGAAGAUUUGAUGAAUUUAUUUUUAUUUCAGUAUUUUAAUAAUAAAAAAUAUAAUCUAUAAGACAUUUUACACAUUAGUGUUUUAUUCUUUGAUCGUGACUGAUCGUUUGUUUGGCGAGAAGAUAGAAAUUACACUGCAUUAGAUGCAGGACCAUCAUCAUCAUCAUCAUCAUCAUCAUCAAAUGUUCCAAACUUAAUCAAUCAAUUUAAUAAAUAUAUAAAUUCAGAUUUAAUUCUAUAGGAUUUUAACAUCACUGUCACAAAGCAGCUUUUAAAUAUUAUAGUUUAUAAAAGGAUCAGUUUUACUGCUACACCACUGUUCUGUUCUACCAUGU
This is a messenger RNA of Silurus meridionalis, 1167 nucleotides long. Its product is annotated as hemicentin-2-like. Lineage: Eukaryota; Metazoa; Chordata; Actinopteri; Siluriformes; Siluridae. The transcript has 4 exons. Bases 45 to 806 code for a protein of 253 amino acids. Gene Ontology annotation, biological process: cellular response to lipopolysaccharide; immune response; cell surface receptor signaling pathway. The record is from RefSeq and is a predicted model, not a curated record. Gene Ontology annotation, cellular component: external side of plasma membrane.